UUGACUUGAAAAUCUUUGAUCGGGAAACUCGUGAAGUUAGAGAGCCGCGUAAUAAUAGUAGUGGUUUCCACGACAUGGCCCCAUUAUUGUUGGAUAUUCCACCUCAGCCUAGAACAGCCGAAGAGAAAAAAGUUUUUGAAAAUUUGUGGUCUAUUCGACCAUGCUUUGUCUACAGCGAUGAAUAUGAUGAUUGCACCAGCAUUAAGGGUCGGUUUCACCAAUAUUUCAUUCAUGGAGAAAGCAUUGAUUGUACUCAGUGGAAACGGGACUUCGAUAACUGCGUUCGAUUCGAAAAGAAUACGCAGGAUACCAAAAGUGCACUUCAACUAGUCGAAAGCGAACGUCAGCGAAGAACAGAACGACUACGAGCACACUAUCGGAAUGAUGUGUGGAAAAAGAGGGAUCAUGUCCCGGAAGAUUGGUCCAAACCACUUCCUGAGAGCAUGCAAAAGGAAUAUGAACAAUCCUAUCUGGCUGCAAAAGCACAAGAACUUCGAGGGGAAAAAGCAGCUUCAAGCGGCAGCGAAAAGUCGUUUUGUACGAUAAUGUAGAUAGUCAAUUAGCAAUUUUUUUUUUAUUUUACCGUUAUAAAAUGUAGGAUUGCAGCGAAUGAAGCUUUAUUGAUUAGUCUUUAUGAUUACAAAUAUAGUAGAUACAAAUU
This is a messenger RNA of Sabethes cyaneus, 661 nucleotides long. RefSeq names its product UPF0545 protein C22orf39 homolog. The record is from RefSeq and is a predicted model, not a curated record. Lineage: Eukaryota; Metazoa; Arthropoda; Insecta; Diptera; Culicidae. The transcript is spliced from 2 exons. The coding region runs from base 75 to 551 and encodes 158 amino acids.